Myzus persicae (green peach aphid) is the source of this 1107-nucleotide messenger RNA. RefSeq lists its product as uncharacterized. Gene Ontology annotation, cellular component: non-motile cilium; centriole. NCBI's taxonomy places the organism in Eukaryota, Metazoa, Arthropoda, Insecta, Hemiptera, Aphididae. The record is from RefSeq and is a predicted model, not a curated record. The transcript has 3 exons. Gene Ontology annotation, biological process: cilium assembly. Bases 255 to 767 code for a protein of 170 amino acids.
AUACAACUAAUGAUUUUUGAACGGUCGUCGUCGUCGAUCGGAGUUCGGAAUUGCUCGAGCAUCCUGAAACUUUUGAGUUCUGUCUUAAUCUCAAUAUAUUUAAUAAUUAAUAGUUAUUAAGUAUAUAAUAUAUUCUGUAAUACAUAUAUAAAUAUAUUAUAAUAGUAUACAUUUAUACGCUUUUACAUUUGAAAUUAUAAGCUUAAGAUUUUCAAUUUCUUUUGUAAAUACAUUAAAUACACAAUUUUUUUUUGAUGGAAUUGGACCAAGUUGUGGUUUUACGUCAUCUCAAAGAACUAGGGUAUGAAAAUGUCGAAUCUCAUUUGCUUCAAAAAUUCAUGAAAGAUUUAAAAAAACUUAUCAAAUAUGAAAAACAAAAACCGCUAGUUGAAGAAAAGGAAAACGUUAACGUUGAUUUAUAUAAAAGAAGAGGUUCAUUAGUAGAAAAACGAGAUAUUUCAUCAAAAAAUUAUUGCAAAAAUGCAUGCUGUAAUAAAAAUAAAAAUGAUGUUUUUGAAAGGUUGUCACGCCCAAGUUCAAAAACAAAAAUAUGUUCUAAAGCUGUUUCAACAAUAGCUGUUCAAACAGACUUACAAGAUACAAAAACUAGAGAGAACAAAUAUUCACAAAUUUUAAAAAGGAAACGAAUGGAUCCAGUAGCAUUACAUCAAUAUUACCAAACAGAAUGGCAAAAUCAUAAAGUGCCAGGUGAAAAAAAUCAUAAUGAACUACGAUGGAAAAUUAGACAGACUAUGAUACAUAAAUAAAAAAAUGUUUCACUUAACGUUAUGACAUUUCUUGAUAUUCAACAUUUUAAAAAUAUAUAUCUACUUAAAAUUUCUUUAAAUGUAGCUCAAAAUCUGACACCAGUGAUUAUGUGAAUAUGAUCAAUGAUGCACUUCUAUUAAAAUGUUAAUACAUUGUAAUUAUAAAUAUAAAAUAAUAAACUGAAUUCUUAAAUAUUUUGUAAAACUGAUAAGUCUUAUUAUUUAUAGUUCAUAAUUAUUUUCUAGUGUUAUAAGUAUUUUAUAUUUUUACUUAUGAUUCUUUUGGUAAUCAAAAAUUGUCAUGAAAAUUAAAGAAAAAAUAGAAGUUGAUUUAUACUUA